Messenger RNA from Plasmodium inui San Antonio 1, 4584 nucleotides. RefSeq lists its product as hypothetical. The transcript is spliced from 2 exons. The coding region runs from base 1 to 4584 and encodes 1527 amino acids. NCBI's taxonomy places the organism in Eukaryota, Apicomplexa, Aconoidasida, Haemosporida, Plasmodiidae. The record is from RefSeq and is a predicted model, not a curated record.
AUGAUGAAAACUAACCAUUCAAACGUAAGAACCAGUUUUGUGUACAAUGAAAAAGUGAACGAACUCGUAGAGAAAGUUAUUUUUUUGGCCAGGAGCUUAUCACACUACAGAAAGAAAUAUGUAACGUUUUUGAAGAUGAGGAAGUGCGAGGUGGGGGGCGAAACUGGAAGCUACCCGACCAGGGGGGAGAUACAAAAAAGCAGCCUAAAUAGAAGCGGCAACAGCGAGACAGGUGGGGGGUUAAAAGGAAGACGGGGAAAAAAAAACUACGCAGUGAAGCAAGCAAAAUAUAAUGAAAAAAGCCCAGAAGGAUGCAGCUUUUUCCACGUCUUCACCAGUUAUGAACAACUCGUGCACAACCUACUCCACCUGUGCUGCCACGAAACGGACAUAUACAUUGAAUUUCUCUACACAUUAAUAAUCAAUAGCGAGCUAUUUAAUCACUUCCUCUACAUAUGCACAUUCACAAGUGGAGACAAGGAUGACCGAUUUUUGCUCCUAAUUUAUAAGCACUUUUUAACCCUCGUUGAGUAUUACUUCUACUUCAACAACUUUCACUAUUUCAACGAGCUGUAUCGUAGUCUGAAGGGAAUUUAUGAUAACAAGGAUGUGAAUGAAGCGGGGCUACGGGAAAAUGAUAAAAACUGCCUGACCAGUCAGGCAAAAUAUGAACAUAACGAUUCGACGACUCGGACGGAAGGAGAAAACAACUUUUUGUUCACCUACCCGAGCGAAAGCAGCGAUUUUGUAAAUUAUGAACACAACGAUGGAAGAAAGAAAAAACGGGAAAUUCAAAACAGGAAUAGGAAGACAAAUUGCUCCAUCUUUGAAGUGAACGAAAGUGGUAACACCUUUAAAGACACAGAGAAGCACCUUAUUAGUCAGCACAAUUUGUCCACUUCUACGAAGGGGGUAAAGCAUGGAGCAGCUAACGAUACACGUGGCGAAUCCAAGUGCGUUGGAAACACAAUUAAGACGGAGAAAAUCUCCCAUUCGGGAGAAACUUUCAGUAAAUUCCUUUCCCACGCGUCGGGCGAUGCGGAAGGAGACAACCAAGGUGACUUCCAUUGCAACUACAACUGUGACUUCGACUAUGGGGAGAAGAAAAAAAAACACUCAUGCCACGGAGAAGUGGCACAUGCAUCGAAUGCAAAUUUCAAUAUCAACAAUUUUUAUAAGUUAAAAAACAUGUUUCUAAUGUUUAACAAGUUAAAUUAUGAGCAUCUGUACAUCCUUCUCUAUUUUUCCCUGUCCAUUUUGCCGACACUUUUUCACGUGUACCUCACGAGGGUGUUAAUAACGCGGAGGGAGGAUUCCAUCAUCAGCCCCUACCUCAUGUACGUAGCCAAAAGGAUAAAGGAGCGCUCCAAUCGAUUCUUUAAAAUUGACUGUAAUGGUAAAGCAGGGGAGAGGGGGUAUCGUGAGGUUUCCGCUAGAGGAGAGGACCACAUCGGAGUCAACAUCACUGGCUCGAUUAACAAUAGGGAUCUUUUUAAGGGGGAUGUGCAAAAGGGCGUUCAUGCAGGGGGGAGGCUUCACCAAAAGGGCGAUCGAAGUGAUGGAGAGCGGGGGGAGAAGCGAAACGGUUACCACACGGUUUGGGACGAACCGAAUGACAAACUGUGGGAGCACAUUAACCGCCUGAACAUGCAGGCGAAGCUGGACACGCUGACAAGCGGAGGGGACGCCAGCAGGGACUACUCGGCCGUAUUUAGUAGAAACAUAAGCUUGUUGCACGCGUUCCAAAUUAGGGGCGACUUUGAGAGUCUGAACUAUGAGGUCGUGGAUGAGCAGAUGGAGAGGGGUGGAAACCGGAACGAGAGGAGUGGUAACGGAAAGAAACAGAGUGGCAACGGAAAGAAGCAGAGUGGCAACGGAAAGAAACGCAGUAGCGAGGACAAACCAGGUGGGAACACGCAGAGACAUGGCCGGAGGCGCGCCAAUCAGGAGAACCGCCCCUCCGGGGAAGCCAUUUCGGAAGGGAGACCCAAGGAAGGACCGGACAGCACAACAAACACAGGGACGCCGCACCAAGCGGACCACGUAGACGAAGCAGCUUCCAUCCAGAGCGUCCCCCUAAUGUCAAGGCAACGCACCCCCUUGUACGAUGCGGAGAAAGAACUGCAGGAUGUUUUAAAGAAGAACCUACAAUGGAAUAGAAUCUACUCAUUUUACCAGAGCGAACUGAAAACUGCUGGCGGCUUGCAAAACGCACGGGGACUGCAAGACUUUAUAAAAAGCAUAAGCAUUAUCUGCAGUGAGCAGUUUUUCUCCUUUUAUAUGAACAGGAUAGACAUGAAAAAGUCAACCGAGGGAGAUUAUCACCUUUUACAAGUGGACCAGUGCAGCAGCGCAUCGAUGAAGCAGAAGACAGAACAGGAAACACAUUGGGGUGAGAGGCAUACCAUCCAUCCAGGAAACCACCUGCACAUGGCUAGCCUGCACAAGGACACCACGCUAAUACAUAACGAUUAUAUAAAAAAAAAAAUUAAAAGAAACAGAUUGUACACGUACAAGAUUUUUAACAACCAAAUUGAGACUCUCCUAAAUUCGAAGGAGCUAGCUGAAUAUAUUAAAAAAAAAAAAAAAAAAAAAUCUCAGCAAGAAAAAAAAAAGGAAAAUUUCAUAUAUAUGCAAUCACCCAGUGGCUGUCCACUACUAAACAGGAAGAAUAAAAAAAAAAUUUCAGACGUCCCUUUUACAUUCGCGCAAAAUAAAAAUGACAAUUUCAUCGAAUCGGAUUGCAACUCCUAUGAAAAUAGUGACUCCAGUGAUAACCUCUCUAUGUACAACUACACAAAGGAGUUCUACGCAGACAAUGGGUUCAACAUAAAUGAGUUCGUCCUUUUUGUAUUAAAUUCUUUUUAUCUCUUCAUGCAUAUUCAUAACGUUUACUUCUCUUGCACAUAUUUGAAUGUGCUCCUUUCUUACUCGAUUAAGCUGUUGUUUAAAUAUAGCAAUCGAUGUGUUGGUUCUCGAGUGUCUCGCCUUCUCCGUGGGCACCUGCCAGGUGAGCACACAGGAAAAGGGCGGCUUUUCCAAAGGUACUUCGCCACAUACGGACAGGGAUACGAAGAUACACCCCAUUUGCGUGUAGACAUGAAUAUACCCCUACUUCUGACCCUUUACUACCUGUCAGAUAUGGAGGCCAAUCUAGGCAAUACAUCCGAGGCAGCGAUUGCCCCUUUCGCGGCACACAACGGGAUGAAGAUUGUCAGAAAGAGAUCGAGUGUACGCGUGAUGAGGUCACACACGCAGGAAGGAGACCUAAGUACAACAGUUAACCCACAGGAAGGAAGCGAAUUCGAAAGGAUAAAACAAUUGACCGAAAUGAUCUUAAGGAAGAAAAAAUUUUUUAAUAAAAAAAAAAGGAAAGAAAAGAAUCUCAAUUGUAGCCUCUCCCCCAUGUCCAGCAAAUGUGGAAAUAAAACUACCCUGCUGAUGAACACAUUUGACAUUAUUUUAAAUUCUUUCCUAGAUUUGUGCAUUUCCAUGUGUAGUGUCGACUUCAAUUUUGUGAGUGACAAGAGGAAGCAACUGAACCGAAGAUACUUUUGCAAUUGCAUCUGUAAGUACAACCACAUGCUGAAUAGGGAAUACAAAGAAUCCGCUUUGCGCAGAUUUAAUGAAGCCAAUUAUAACGACUCAGUGGAAGCGUACCUUUUCUACUUUGACGAGCUGAAGGGCCAUGCCUUGUUUUCAAAACGGAUUGGUCAAGCGGGCAAAGGGGAGGAGCAGGAGAAGCAGAAGCAGCAGGGGGGUCACUCCCGCACUAGACACAAUCGGAGCGACAGCACCCAUCUCAGCAACCACAGCGACGGAAGUAGCCAUAGUUUGUAUUUCUCAAAGGAGAAGCGAAGAAGGGCUUCCCCCCGCUUGGGGGUCAAGAAAAAGGAGAGGGCACCAAACGGAAGGGAACAUAAAAACGCUACACCCGCCGAAGGGGUGAAAAAUGACGGGGAAAAAAGGCUCCUUAAAAAAAAAAAAAAAAAAAAAAUGGACGAUUCGAUCUUUUCCUACAUGAUGAUGGCGCGGGAAAGCGCAAACGUCAGAAGUGACACUUCUUCGUCGAUGACCGAAACGGAGGAAGAUCACAACGGGGAUGAUGCAGCGAUCUACUCAAUCAACACAAGCAGCGAUGGAAGUUUUCUCUUUUUAAAAAAAAUGAAAAGAAAAAUAAAAAAAAGAAUUUACCUGGACGAAAAUAACAUCAUAAAGAUGUUAACCAGUGUAGGCUGCAUUUUCAUGAACAACAUAAAAUAUACUGUAGGAGUUACGAUAAGUAAUUUGAAGAGAGUACACCAAAAUGGGGCUUCACAUGGGGCUUCACAUGGUGCUUCCUAUGCUGCCUCAAAUGGUGCUUCAAAUAAGAAAGAGCACUUCUUUAACCAUCUCAAUGGUGUCUUUUAUUGCGAGAAAAAAAAUUCCCACUUGGCGAAUAUAUAUAAUCAGUACUUUGUGUCUUUUUUGUUCUUCUUCAAGAUGCACUACCUUUUUUUUUUAAUAAAGUAUAAGUGCGAAAAUGAGAUUUUUCCCAAGGCCUACUGGUUCCUCUAUGCUGUUUAUUCCAUCACGCAGGGGUGA